AUGUCGACCGUUCAACUAGACGUUGGGAGUCUGUGCUGGAUUCCUGAUGAGAAGCUAGGUUGGCUUCCUGUCAAGGUAAAGUCCCUUUCCAAAGAAGGUGAGAAGCACAAGAUUGAGCUGGAAUCCGAAGACGAUCCCGAGAGAGUCAUCACUAUAACAACAGACGACCUGAGUGACUCCAAUCCUCAGGUUCCAUUAAUGAGAAACCAUGCUGAAAAUGUUGAGGAUCUAACGACCCUCUCUCAUUUGAAUGAACCUUCUGUUUUGAAUGUGAUCAAACUCAGAUACUCUCAAUUCAAUAUUUACACGUAUUCUGGUAUUGUGCUCAUUGCAGUGAAUCCUUUCCAGAGGAAUGACGAGUUAUAUUCUUCUUACAGAAUAAGAAGAUAUGCAAACACUAGAAGAGGUGACGAAGAACCUCACUUGUUUGCAAUUGCAGAAGAGGCUUACAGAUGUAUGAUAAACAGAAAAGAAAACCAGUCUAUCGUUGUUUCUGGUGAGUCGGGUGCAGGUAAGACAGUUUCUGCUAAAUAUAUCAUGAGAUACUUUGCAAGCGUCGAUUCUGACGAAAAUCAACAUGAUAUGUCUGAAACGGAAAAGCAAAUUCUUGCGACUAAUCCUAUUAUGGAAUCCUUUGGUAAUGCUAAAACUACUAGGAACGACAAUUCCUCUAGAUUUGGUAAAUAUCUUGAAAUCUUGUUUGAUGAUAAUACUGUCAUUCGUGGUGCUAAAAUUAGAACCUAUCUAUUAGAGCGCUCUAGGUUAGUCUUCCAACCAAAAACAGAACGUAACUAUCAUAUUUUCUAUCAAAUGAUCCAAGGUUUGGAUGAGGAGACCAAAAAGUCAAUUCACUUAACCCAUGUUGAAGACUAUUAUUAUCUAAACCAAGGUGGUGUUCCAAUUAUUGAAGGUAUUGAUGACCGUAAAGAAUUUGAAGAUACCCGUAACGCAUUGAGCUUGAUUGGCAUUGACUCUGAAAAGCAAUUGCAAAUAUUCAAGAUUUUAUCUGGUCUAUUGCAUCUAGGUAAUAUUGAAAUACCUAAAACUAGAAAUAAUGCAUCACUUUCCUCUGAUGAGCCAAAUCUAGUUAAAGCAUGUGAACUUCUAGGGUUGGAUCCGGUGUUGUUUGCUAAAUGGACAGUGAAAAAACAAAUCAAAACAAGAUUUGAAACCAUCAAUACUGACUUGAAGUAUAACGAGGCAAUCAAUGCAAGAGAUGCUAUUGCUAAAUACAUCUAUCAUAAUCUAUUUGACUGGUUAGUCGAAUAUGUCAACUCUGAUUUAUGUCCUCCUGAAAUUGAGGAAAGCAUUAGCACUUUUAUUGGCGUUUUGGAUAUUUAUGGUUUUGAGCAUUUUGAGAAAAAUUCGUUUGAACAAUUUUGUAUCAACUAUGCUAACGAAAAAUUACAACAAGAAUUCACACAACAUGUUUUCAAAUUAGAGCAACAGCUCUAUGUUGACGAAGAAAUCGAGUGGUCCUUCAUUGAAUUCUCAGAUAAUCAACCUUGUAUUGAUGUUAUUGAGAAGAGAUUGGGUGUCUUGGACUUAUUGAACGAAGAAUCCGGUUUACCAUCUGGUUCUGAUCAACAAUGGGCGGACAAGUUGUACCAAAAUUUGGCUAAACCUCCAACUGACAAAGUUUUCAAGAAACCAAGGUUUGGUAAUAACAAGUUUAUAAUUUCCCAUUACGCUCUUGAUGUUCCUUACGACACUGAAGGUUUUGUGGAGAAGAAUAGAGACACUGUUUCUGAUGGCCAAAAGGACACACUAAAGGCAACCACAAAUGAAUUCCUCAAUGAGGUUUUAACAAGAUCUGAAAAAAGUGUUAACAAUGAAGAAGGUAAAGUUGCUCCGCCAAAACCAGGUAGAAAAGCACCAGCAAAAGAGACUUUGGGUUCCAAAUUCAAAGGGUCAUUGAUUGAAUUGAUGAAGACCAUCAACUCAUCCAAUGUUCACUAUAUUAGAUGUAUAAAACCAAAUGAGCAGAAAUUAGCAUGGGAAUUUGAUCCGAAUAUGGUUUUGUCUCAAUUAAGAGCCUGUGGUGUUUUAGAGACAAUCAAGAUUUCAUGUGCCGGUUUCCCAUCUAAGAUGACGUACCCUGAAUUUGCUGACUCAUUCAACGUCUUGUUUGAUUCCAAUGAUCGUUCCAGAAUUUUGAAAGGUGAUGUCGAUGAGGAAUUUUUGAAAUCACUGACUAGAUCUUUUAUGGAGGAGCAUAUCAAAGAUGAUCAUAGCUUUCAAAUUGGUAAAACUAAAGUGUUCUUCAAAGCUGGAAUUUUAGGUAAUAUUGAGAAGAUGAAGAGUGAUAAAAAUAAGAAAUCAGCUAUAAUAAUCCAGAAGUAUUUGAGAGCCUAUCCACCUAGAAAAUUAUUCAAGGAGACUAGAGAAGCUACUAUCAACCUACAAUCUGCUAUUAGGGGAUUCAUUGUCAGAAAGAACAUUCAAAGGGAAAAGGAAGAGGGUGCUUCUAUCUUACUUCAAUCUUUGACCAGAGGCUUCAUUAUGAGAAAAAGAUUUGCUGAAGCAGUCAAAUCAUGUGUUAGAUUGCAAUCACAAAUCCGUGGAUUUACAAUUAGAAAGAAUGUUUUCAAGAAUCACCAGAAUAAGGCUGCUAUUUUGAUCCAAUCCGUCGGCAGGGGUUCCAUUGCUAGAAGGGAAUUUAACAAGACUAGAAGGGCCGCAAUCAUUAUUCAAUCACAUGGUCGUAGACAAUUGGCCAAGAAAGAGUUCAGCCAGUUAAAGGAGGAGGCGAAAUCAUUGAAUAAAAUGCAACAAGUCCAGUAUAGUUUAGAAAACAAGGUUAUCGAACUAACCCAAUCACUGAGUUCCAAAAUUGAGGAAAAUGUCAGACUAGUCAAUGAAAUUGAACAACUUCAAAGCUUAGUUUCAAAGACACAAGAAGAGCAUUCUAAUCUAAAGACCCGAAUGUUAGAAACUGAGGGUGAGCAUUCGAACAGGAUAGUUGAAUAUGAGAACAAUAUUAUUGAAUUGAAUAAUGAGAUUUCACAAGUUAAAUUUGACUAUGAAGCCGCAAGAAAGAAGGUUGAAGAGUUAACAGAAUCACAAAAUAAGUUAAAGGUCGAACUAACUGAGAAUUUAGACGCAUUGAAGAAGGCACAGCAAGAGCUGCUCGAAAGUAAGGAUGAGAAGGACACAUUGUACAACCAAGUUGAAACAUUAAAGUCCGAAUUGAAUGAAUUACAAGAACAUAUCUCAUCUGGUAAGUUCAAUAAUACUAUUCAAGGUACGAUACCGAAUGGAACACAGUCCUUGACCUUCAAGGAGAAGAAUCCAUCUAAUGUUGAAUACGGCGGAGAUGAAAAUGAUGAGCUAGAGGAGAUCAAUCUAGAAUUAUUAAGGCUAUUGAAUGAUUCGACAACCCUACAUAAGGAAGUUGUUGAAAACCUAUUUAAGGGACUGAAAUUACCACCUGCAGUUGUUGCAUCACAACCAAGUCAAAAGGAGGUGUUAUUCCCAGCCAGAAUAAUUAUUAUCAUUUUAUCGGACAUGUGGAGAUUAGGGUUAACAUCUAGAAGUGAAACUUUUUUUGGAGAAGUAUUAUCAGUUAUCCAAACUAUGGUUUCAGAGUUAAAGGAUGAGGAUAUCAUCACGUAUGGAGCAUACUGGUUGACCAAUACACAUGAGUUAUAUUCAUUUGUAUCGUAUGCUCAAUCUACUGUCACAGCAAAUGUUGAGAUUGCCAAGGCGAUGGGAGAGGAAGAUUACAAUAUAUUUAUGAAAUUAAUUGCAGAUGCGAAGGAAGAUUUCGAGUCUUUAUCAUACAAUAUAUACAACAUAUGGAUGAAGAAGAUUAUGAAUAUAUUGGACAAGAAGAUUAUUUCUGCUAUUGUUUUGGGCCAAUCAUUACCUGGUUUUAUGUCAACCGACCAGUCACCAUUAUUGAGUAAGAUGUUCCAAAAGGAUCCUAAAUAUACAAUGGACGAUGUUUUGACUUUUUUCAACAAUGUCUAUUGGGCGAUGAAAUCCUACUAUUUUGAGAACUAUGUUAUGGAGACGGUUAUAAUUGAGCUAUUGAAGUUUGUCAAUGCAAGCUGUUUCAAUGAUUUGAUUAUGCGUAGAAACUUUUUAUCAUGGAAGAGGGGCUUACAGUUGAACUACAAUGUCAUGCGACUUGACGAAUGGUGUAAGGGACAUGGAAUUCCAGACACCAGCAACUAUCUCUCACAUUUGUUCCAAGUUUCCAAGCUAUUACAAUUGAGAAAGAACACACCGGAGGACAUUGACAUAAUCUAUGAGAUCUGUUAUAAGUUGAAGCCUGUUCAGAUUCAAAAGCUAUUUUCCAUUUACCAUAUAGCCGAUUACGAAGUUCCAAUUUCUCCAAACAUUACCCAAGGUUUAGCUGAUAAGGUACGUGAGAGUGGGCAGACGGAUUAUUUGGAGCCUGUCAAUAAGGACACACUCUUUGACGAUCCAUUCAGAGACAUCAAAUUGAGGCCAUUCAACAAGAUUGAGGCUUAUGUUCCAGCGCGGUUGAAUGUGCCAACCAUCAGACGGAUUGUUGAGUUAUCCACCUUGAAUGCCACAUACCAAAGUCAAAUAAGUGAAUAG
Pichia kudriavzevii is the source of this 4569-nucleotide messenger RNA. RefSeq lists its product as uncharacterized. The record is from RefSeq and is a predicted model, not a curated record. Bases 1 to 4569 code for a protein of 1522 amino acids. Gene Ontology annotation, biological process: vesicle transport along actin filament; actin filament organization. Gene Ontology annotation, cellular component: actin cytoskeleton; cytoplasm; vesicle. Gene Ontology annotation, molecular function: microfilament motor activity; actin filament binding; ATP binding. The transcript has a single exon. NCBI's taxonomy places the organism in Eukaryota, Fungi, Ascomycota, Pichiomycetes, Pichiales, Pichiaceae.